CUCUCCUGACGCAUCGGAAAUUUGCAACAAACAUUCGAAGGAAUUCGGUGUGCGAACAACCAUCUCGAUCAGCUUUUUCUUGUCUUUCCCUCCUGCUUCUUUCACUUCCUAACUUUGUACUUUGGAUUCCGAAAAAUCCUAAAAUUGCUUACUCGCCAUUUCCAAAUCGGUAAUGAAACGAUUUUUGCAAACGCGGAAUCGCAGACGAUAUAUAUAAAAGGUCUGUCAUGAUUCCGCAUGGUGCGUUCGAUUGUAAUGAAGACGUGAUCGGUCGAUCUUUCUAUAACUCUUCCAUACUAGAUUGGAGUGUGCUGCUUUUUGAAUCUUAUUAGAAUGUAAAUAUGACUUCCCGGCUUCGAUAGCUCCCUUAAUUGAAGAUAAAAUAAACAUUCGAAUGAAAAUCAUAUAGUUAUGAAGUGUGAAAUUAUCCUACCAUAUGUCAUCCUUCCCAUUAGCUUAUGCUAAGAGCGCGUUGAUUAAUAAUAUAUUUAUAUCCUUUUGAUACCGAAAGGCUAGUCAGUUUUCAAUUAUAUGUGAUAGAUUAAUAUUUUGAUCUAGUUAUCCUAAUUAAUUUGAAUUACUCAUUUUUUAAAAAAGAAAUAUUCAUAUUUGAUAUUUUAAAGUUUUUUAUUAGGUUUUAAGCAUUGCCUGUUUAAAAAUAGGAGCUUUGAAUACAUUUAGGAGCAUAUAAUUUAAAUCUAUUAUACUAAAGAGCUUUAUAAAAAUAUAUUCGAAUUCCAAUGGAAUAAAAAUCUGAUCACGAGCGUUUAAAAAAUCGAGCUUUCAUACGGAACCCGCUUUUAAUUUUAAGAAAUUCUAUUUCAUUACAUUGCUUCCGCCCAUAAUAAUAAUAAUAAUAAAUGUUUUAAAACUCCUUUAUACUAGAGUAAUCUAUUUGCGAUUUUGUUGGCGAAAUAAUUAAAUUUGUGCGGCACUUGGCAAACUAAAAAUGCAGUCUAUGGAUUGUGAAUCAGUAUCAGAAGAAGCCGGCAAGACAGGAUCGAAUAUCGACCUUAACAGCACCUUGAAGAGCAAUUUCUUUGGUUCAGGUAUGAUACAGACCAAGAAGGAGAGGUACCGAGAUUUAUUCUGGGAACAUAAACACACAACCUUGACUUUGUGUUUUGUUUUCUGGUCAUUUGGGACAUGCGUGGCCUUUCUUGGCCCUACUUUAUUGGAUCUUGGCUGUAAGACAGGUACAAUUUUCCCAACAAUGUCAUGGGUCUUUUUCAGUCAAUCUCUCUUCAUACUUCUAGGAUCAGCAUGUGCAGGUUUCAUGUUGAAAAAAUUUUCAAGAGAGGCGAUGCUAAUUGUGGGUACAUCUAUGAUGACCCUCACAAUGGCUUCGAUUCCUAUGUGCAAUGCACUUUGGGCAUUGGCUAUUGUUUUGGCUGUCAUGGGUUUCUUUAUGGGAACCAUUGACACCGUGGCAAAUGUAUCCAUGAUAUGCAUCUAUGGGAAAUAUGUAUCUCCUUUUCUACAGGCCAUUCAUUUCUUCUACGGGGUCGGGGCUUUUUUAAGCCCCAUGAUUGCUCAGCCCUUCUUACUCAAUGAGGACUGCAGUCCUUUCAUUUCGAAUGAAACUUACAUCUUAGAUGACACGAACGAGACCCUACCAGCUUCUACUCUGGAAGAAGCUCGCCAAAUGACGCACAUCGAUUAUGCCUUCUUCAUCAUGGCCUUAACCAUGGUACCUGUAGUCUUGCUUACAUUCACAUUGCUAGGCAGAAAGUACUGUCUGAGACUGUUGGGUGGAGCUCCACCAGACGCCGAAGAAAAGCAGAGUAAAGACUACGAAACUAUGGAAGAUGGUGACAGUCGCAGUGAUUCAGAUCGAGCUCCCAAGAGUAUAGCCCAAAUUAUCGUUGUGACUGCCCUUUCAGCUCUGCUCAUGUUUCUUUAUGAUGGACUUCAGGCAGCUUAUGGCGGUUAUAUUUAUUCUUAUGCUGUGAAAGGUCCAGUUAAAUUUCGCAAAUCAGAUGCAGCUUAUCUAAAUGCUUUGUUUUGGGGCAUGUUUGCCGCUGGACGACUCUUAUCCAUAGCUUUGGCAACUAGACUUUCACCUUCAUUCAUGUUAUUUUGUAAUAUAAUUGGUUGUACAUUUGGCUUACUACUGAUGUUGGCUUUAAGGUAUAACCACAUAAUGUUGAUUAUUGGGACAUGUUUAUUGGGAAUCUUCAUGAGUAGUGUAUUUCCUACAACGUUGUCACUUACAGAGCAAUAUAUACACGUCACACCUUCCACUACAAGUGUUCUAGUGUUUGGAGCAGCAUUAGGGGAGAUGUCAAUGCCAGUUAUUGUUGGUCAUGAAUUCGGUCGAGCCGGACCAACAAGUUUUCUUGUGAUAGGAAUGAUCUUAUGUUUCAUCUCUAUAAUUGCGUACAUGACACUGUGGUUAGUUGGACUAACACUUCUAAAACCAGACACCACACCGGGCAUAAUGGUCUUCUUCGCCAAAUAUAUGCCAAAAACUGUACAGAAAAUGGAAGGCGAAAACACAAGUCUGGUCAGUCAAAAUGUACAGUAUUAUUCUCGCAUGAACACAAGCGCUGCUCAAAGCCCUGAAGAUCAAGAAGGGACAAUCAAUUUUGUGAAAAAAGAAUGUGAAUCUUCUCACUGAUGAGGCUGACCAAUCAAGAAGUGUUUUAAACUCAGGUCUUGAUCUGCAAGUACCUUUUAAAUUAAUGUUUCAAGAAAUCGUGUUAAUUUAUAAACAGAAAAGAAAUAUUUACUUAUGUAUAUGUACAGACCAUCCAACAAUAAAAUCUGCUCUGUAAAUA
Molecule: messenger RNA, 2780 nt
Organism: Argiope bruennichi
Lineage: Eukaryota; Metazoa; Arthropoda; Arachnida; Araneae; Araneidae
Product: major facilitator superfamily domain-containing protein 4A-like
Exons: 11
Coding region: 950-2620 (556 amino acids)
Biological process (GO): transmembrane transport
Source: RefSeq, a predicted model, not a curated record